Molecule: messenger RNA, 1052 nt
Organism: Culex pipiens pallens (northern house mosquito)
Lineage: Eukaryota; Metazoa; Arthropoda; Insecta; Diptera; Culicidae
Product: omega-amidase NIT2
Exons: 2
Coding region: 142-993 (283 amino acids)
Biological process (GO): L-glutamine metabolic process; oxaloacetate metabolic process
Cellular component (GO): mitochondrion
Molecular function (GO): omega-amidase activity
Source: RefSeq, a predicted model, not a curated record
AACAACAACAAAUUCAAGUCGCAAAACAAACAAACCACAGCUGAUAAAGCGAUCAUCACCGCAGCACUGCACUGACAGUUCAAACUGAUAACAGCUCGCGGAGUUGGUCGAGCCAGUCAGAUCUUCACCAUUCGUCACAGCAUGAGCAAGAUGGCAAGAGCCGGCUUCCGAAUCGCACUGCUCCAGCUCAAGGUCGGUCCCAGCAAGGCGGACAACCUGGCAAAUGCCCUCACCCGGAUUCGUUCCGCCGUUCGGGACAACGGCGCGCGGGUAGUGGCCCUCCCCGAGUGUUUCAACUCACCGUACGGGACGCAACACUUUGCCAAGUACGCCGAGGAGAUUCCCACGGGGGAGACAAGUCGCAGCUUGUCGGCGGUCGCCAAGGAGUUGGGAAUCUACCUGAUCGGGGGGACCAUCCCGGAACGCACGCCAACGGCCACCUACAACACUUGCACGGUUUGGUCUCCGGAGGGCGCCCUGUUGGCGACCUACCGGAAGAUUCACCUGUUCGAUAUCAACAUCCCCGGCGGGAUCACGUUCCGCGAGUCGGACGUCCUGACCGGCGGCGACCAGCUGGCCGUGAUUCCGAUCGACGGAGCCCGCGUUGGCAUCGGGAUCUGCUACGACAUCCGGUUUGACGAGCUCGCUCGGCUGUACCGGAACAAGGGUUGCGACAUGUUGAUCUACCCGGGGGCGUUCAACAUGAAAACGGGUCCGCUGCACUGGGAACUGUUGGCCAGGGCUCGUGCCAACGACACCCAGUCGUACAUUGCGACGAUUUCACCUGCGAGGGACGCUGGCGCGGGUUAUAUCGCCUGGGGUCACUCGAUGGUGGUGGAUCCGUGGGCCAAGGUCGUGGCGGAGGCGGCGGACGGGGAGGAAACAAUCGUGGCGGACGUGGAUUUUGGCAAGGUGGAUGAGGUGCGGGCGCAGAUUCCGGUGUUUAGCCAGCGGCGGACGGAUCUGUACGAAACCAAGGAGCAGAAGUGUUGAAGGGAGGUCGAAUUGUUUGAUUUGGAUUUUAAAUAAAUAAGAGAUUUGUUGCAUUUUAA